AUGUGCCACUUUCAGGUCUCCUCACACUGCUGGUGUGUUGAAUUUUUUGACAUAGGGUGCUGGCAGAUUACGGGCCUCCCAUAGCUGCUGCCAGGCCCCUAAUCUGCCAUGGGCCCCUAUAUACCGCCUCCUCAUGCUGCUGCCAGGUCCAGAGUCUGUCAUGGGGUCCCUGUACGGCCUCCCAUUGCUGCUGUCUCCAUCGCCACACUCUGCCAUGUGCCACUUUCAGGUCUCCUCACACUGCUGGUGUGUUGAAUUUUUUGACAUAGGGUGCGUAUGGCCCCCCAUUGCUGCUGCCUCACCGCCAAAACUGUGGCUCCACACUCUGGUUUUGGCCCCAUACGCCCAAAUGAUGAAGUGGGGGUGAUUCAAGAUCAGGGCACCAUCUGCAUGUCAUAACUG
Messenger RNA from Staurois parvus, 402 nucleotides. NCBI's taxonomy places the organism in Eukaryota, Metazoa, Chordata, Amphibia, Anura, Ranidae. The record is from the annotation of a GenBank genome assembly.